AUGAAUGUUGAAAGCUACACAUACGAGCAAGGCAGUUUGCCCCUGAGGAAACAGUUGCCGUAUGAGCAAGUGUUGGACCGGAGGGAGACGGUUGCCAGUAUCACCGCAAGGAUUGACAGGCUCAUGAACGAUGAAGGGGCGCAGGCGGAGGAGCGAGUGGUCCUGCCAGUCCUGCGAUCGCAGAAGAGGCCUCCAGUGAGGGGGGUCAGGCGCUCUCAACCGGAGCGAGUGUCAUACCGAGACACGAUGACGGACUCGAGCGCGUAUCCUAGCAGACAGGAGGAGGCUCCGAGGAGGUCGAGGGUGUUAGCAGACGACUCUAUCCAGCAGAGGAGGAGGACGAGGCCUCGCAGCCCCUCUCGAGACAACGACCCCAAGGGUUACAGCAACUUUUACAACCCGCAGCCAUGGCAAAACCCAGCCUCGGUAGUCCAGCAGGCACCCAGGGCCCCGAGGGUCCAACAGAGUCCAAGGGUGACGAGGGUGGCCAGGAGAGCCUGGGUUGACCCGCAGGAACAGAGGUACCAGGCCGAAGAGAUCCGGAAGCUCGUGGAGGAGAUUGCUAAUGCUUCCAAGACAAUGAAGGCCAAUGUUAUGCAGACUGUUGGAAACCUGCAGCAGCAGGAUCAGAAGCAGCAGCAGCAGGAUCAGCAAGUGGCGUUAGAGAGCAGUUUCCUCUCAAAGAGAACUGACAGCGAGACGUCCUUCCAGCGGGAGUCAAGCAUCUUACAGGGCAUGGACGACAAAGUGAGCCGGGCCCUCACGUACCUGCUCAAGGACUUGGAGUCGUCCUCCUUAGACGACGAGACGCUCCUGCAGGCAGUGACGAUCAACAAGGCAGCUGUGACCCUACAGAAGCACCUGAAGGCCAUGCGAGCCUUCCAUUUCUUCCGAGGAUGGCGGAUGUCACAGGCUGCUGUACCGCUCCCCCUCCCCAUCUCUCAUGCCGACCCGCCUCCGCAGGAACCCAAAGACCUCGUCCGCCCACUAGAGCAAGCAAGGCGGGAGGCCGAGCAGCAGGAGCAGGCAAGGCGGGAGCAAGCAGGGCUUGUACUCCAAGGAAGUAUCCGAUGUCACCUUGCGAGGAAGCGACGGGCAGCAGCUGAGGCAGAGCGAUCAGCAGCGAAGAAGGCGGCGGCAGAGGAGGAGCAGGCAAGGCGGGAGGCCGAGCAGCAGGAGCAGGCAAGGCGGGAGGCUGAGCAGCAGGAGCAGGCAAGGCGGGAGGCCGAGCAGCAGGAGCAGACAAGGCGGGAGCAAGCAGGGCUUGUACUCCAAGGAAGUAUCCGAUGUCACCUUGCGAGGAAGCGACGGGCAGCAGCUGAGGCAGAGCGAUCAGCAGCGAAGAAGGCGGCGGCAGAGGAGGAGCAGGCAAGGCGGGAGGCCGAGCAGCAGGAGCAAGUUGCGGAGCAGCAGGAGCAAGUUGCGGAGCAGCAGGAGCAGACAAGGCGGGAGCAAGCAGGGCUUGUACUCCAAGGAAGUAUCCGAUGUCACCUUGCGAGGAAGCGACGGGCAGCAGCUGAGGCAGAGCGAUCAGCAGCGAAGAAGGCGGCGGCAGAGGAGGAGCAGGCAAGGCGGGAGGCCGAGCAGCAGGAGCAAGUUGCGGAGCAGCAGGAGCAAGUUGCGGAGCAGCAGGAGCAAGUUGCGGAGCAGCAGGAGCAGACAAAGCGGGAGCAAGCAGGGCUUGUACUCCAAGGAAGUAUCCGAUGUCACCUUGCGAGGAAGCGACGGGCAGCAGCUGAGGCAGAGCAAUCAGCAGCGAAGAAGGCGGCGGCAGAGGAGGAGCAGGCAAGGCGGGAGGCCGAGCAGCAGGAGCAGACAAGGCGGGAGCAAGCAGGGCUUGUACUCCAAGGAAGUAUCCGAUGUCACCUUGCGAGGAAGCGACGGGCAGCAGCUGAGGCAGAGCGAUCAGCAGCGAAGAAGGCGGCGGCAGAGGAGGAGCAGGCAAGGCGGGAGGCUGAGGAUGAAGGGGCCUGUGUUCUGCAGCGAGGGGUCAGGAGCCACCAUGCUCGGAGAGAUCUGAGAAGAAGGCGCGAAGUACUUAAGAUGAAGGCACAGGAGGAGUGGUACCGAGAGCGUUCAGGAGCGAUUCUCCUCCUUGCCUGCUCGAUGCGAUGCAAGCUAGCGAGGAAUGCGAUCACGUCUGCCCGGGCAGCAGCAGCCGCUCGCUCCGCAGCGGCGUUGACGAUUCAGUGCAGUACAAGGAGGAGGAUUGGGAGGAAGAGGCUGCAGAGGAGGAGGCAGGAGAGGCUCUGCGAUGCCCUCGGCGGCCGGUACGAGGCAGAGCUCCAGCAGCUGAUCGAACAGGAGAGCUUCGAACUGAUACCCCAGCUGCUCGACGGUGUCAAACCGGCGCUUGUGGCCGCAGGGCUCACUGAUCCGGCUGACCAGCAGAGCGUCGUCAACAGGGUGUACAGGUCAGCACACAGCGUGCUGGAGGGGUCCGGGCUGGGCUCCAAGGACCCGUCCCUCCUCCUCCAGCUGACCUCCAUCUUUGCCGAGCUGGCUGCCAAGCAGCAGUUCGAGAACCAUGGGGAGCUGUUCAGCUUCAGCAGGAGGGACCAGCUGAUCGAGAAGGCGAGGAACAAGGCGCUAGCGCAGAAGAAGGCGCGAGAUGAGGCCUUCCAGCUACUUCAGGAGCAGCACAACCUCUCCUUGCAGGCUGCUGAACAGAAAUUUUCCGACCUCAAAUUUCACCGGCAGCAGCUCGAGCUGCAGCUCGACGAAGAGAUCAAGGCAGCUCAGUCAGCUCGAGCCAGCAAGCUGCUCCACCUGCAGGAGAUCAUCGCAGAGAACGCCAAGGAGGAGGUGAUCUUCAAGGCCGAGUUCCAGCGCAAGACGGCGAAGAGGCUGGCGGAGUCGUUGCUGGAGGAAGCGGCGAUACAGCGAGCUCGAGCUGGGGAGGAGCUGGAGAGGGCGAGGGAGUUGCUGGCAGUAGCGAACGAGGAGGCGAAUGAGCAGCUGGAGGAGGCGGAGAGGGAGUGCAGCGCCGUGACCCAGAGCUUGCAUUCGUUGAAGGUUUCCCAGCAAGAGUCCAGCUGUUUGUCAGCUGAUCGGCACAGGCACAAGAAGAAGGAGCUGGAGGAGCUACUGAACGAGAAGAGGCGAAGGCUCUGUGAGGUGGAGCAGAAUCAUCAGGAAGCGAAGGCGAAGGCCACGAGGAUCCUGGCGACGGCGAGGCAGGAGGUGUUAGAGAUCGAGUCGAAGGAUGGGAAGGGGUCGCAAGUUUUCAGCUCAGAGCAGCACAAGAAGAUCGUCAUGGACACGGCGCACGAGAUUGCCGCGGAAGUUUGCGCCAAAGUUGAGCUGUGGGUCAGGGAGGUGGUGCUGGUGCAGCGGGAGGUGGAGGCGCUGGUGGGGCGGAUGGACGAGGCGAAGGAGGAGGAGGCGAAAGAGCUGGAAGAGCUCAGGGGGAGCAGAGCUGAGAGGCUGGAGCAGCUGGGGUUGGAGCAGAGAAGAGCUGAAAAAGCUCUCAUGAAAGCGACGGAGCAGAGGAAACGGGCAAAGGUCGACCAUCGGAUACAGGAGGACAGCGCUAUAGCCAAACGGAUGAAGGAGGAAGAAGCGAGUCGACACCUGGAGGCAAAGGCCCAGGAAGUGAUUGACAUGGCGAUGUUGGAGGCAAAGAGCCUGGUGGAGGAGCUCCAAUGUCAAAUCCAGUACACUGGUGCUCCUCGAGACAACUUUGAGCGUGUGGUGUCUGACAAGAACGACCUUCAGCCACAUUCAGCCCUCAACGCCGCGAGGAUCGAGGCAGAGAAGUGGAGGAGGAUAAAGACUAACGGGGGGCGAGUCUACUGGCACAACAGGAGCACAGGAGAGACCAGGUGGGAGACUCCUUCCUCCCUACUCCCUCUCUCCGCCCGUGAGCUCGACGUUCUCGUUCCCGUCCGAGUUAAGAAGCAGCAGAGGAGGAGGGAUGACGGGGAUGGGGAUUGA
Molecule: messenger RNA, 3936 nt
Organism: Guillardia theta CCMP2712
Lineage: Eukaryota; Cryptophyceae; Pyrenomonadales; Geminigeraceae
Exons: 18
Coding region: 1-3936 (1311 amino acids)
Molecular function (GO): protein binding
Source: RefSeq, a predicted model, not a curated record